Schistocerca cancellata (South American locust) is the source of this 9601-nucleotide messenger RNA. RefSeq names its product transcription initiation factor TFIID subunit 3 (gene Taf3). Gene Ontology annotation, cellular component: transcription factor TFIID complex. The record is from RefSeq and is a predicted model, not a curated record. NCBI's taxonomy places the organism in Eukaryota, Metazoa, Arthropoda, Insecta, Orthoptera, Acrididae. The coding region runs from base 559 to 3687 and encodes 1042 amino acids. Gene Ontology annotation, molecular function: protein heterodimerization activity. The transcript is spliced from 11 exons.
AGAAUAAUAUGAAGAUUCAUGGAGAAGCAUAUUUAUAUCGAAAGUACUUGCCACUCAAAGAUUGACAGAAGGUUGCUAGCACAUCUUUGUCUGAUAAACUUUGCCGUUAUGGAUAGAAUUGAUAGAAUGGCGUGUCUGUGUUUUGGGACGUAAAUUUUACCGGGAGAAGUAGGAGUAGUUUGUCAACAGUGGUGUGGGUGCGUUACGCGAAAGUGUCAUGGCGUGGGUUAUUACGUUUACACAUAAUUUGCUGACUGUACGGGUUUCGAAUGCCGUACAUAUUUCGGUUGUAUCAACCUUAUGGCUAAAGUAAAUUUCUUUUAAAUUUUGUAUGUGAAAAUGAUUCUCGUUUUAAAAUUUUAACCAGAAAUUGAAGGCACCUAUCUCCAAUUCUGUAUGUGUGUGUUCGUGAAGUUCUUAACCAGACGAUUUUAAAUGCUUCCUGUCUAUCGUUUGUAGUAUAGUGCAUCAAAGUUCAAAAGAAAGUGGAGAUUAACGAUGAAAAGUAGUGGACUGCAAAGGUAAAAUUCCUCAGUUGUUUGGUACUCGGGAACCAUAAUGUGUGAUGAAUUCUCGAGAAAGGCCCUGAAAGUUGCAGUGGCAUUGAUAUGUCAGACCAUUGGAUGGAAUUCGAUUAUGAGCACACCUCUGGAAAUUAUGAUUGAUCUUCUUCAGAGAUAUCUCGUGGAACUUGGUCGAGUCACUCACCGGUAUGCAGAGCUCUUUGGACACACACAACCUAAUCUCGAUGACCUAGGUCUUGCGUUUCGAGAAAUGGGAAUAAAUUUGCAGGAUAUGGAGGAUUAUAUUAAAAACGUGGAAUCUGUACCAUGUCAUGGUGAAAUUCCAAAGUUUCCUGUUCCUCGAGACUCUCAUCUGAAUUUUUUGAAACCAGGGAGCAGGGAAGUUGUUACACGACCAGUUCAUGUGCAUGAGCACUUACCUCCUAUGUAUCCUGAAAUGGAAGAAGAUGAAUAUUUAUUGAAGCAGUCCCCACUUUCGGUUGACACUUCAAACAAUUUGGGAUCUACAUCACCACUCUCUAGCCCAAAGUCAAAUGUAUUCAAAAGACCAGGGGAUCCUGUUUCCUUGGAGAACCCUGUUUUGAAGAGGACGAGAAUGUUGAUGGAAGAAGAAGGUCGUCCUCUUCGAGAAAUCAGUAGUGUUAUGAUGACAACAUCUGGAUUUCUAUCACCUGCACGGGAAGGAAAGCUUCCUGAAUCACGAACGCCAUUGCAACCUUCUGAUUCUCGUUCCAAUUCUCCUCAGCCUUCAUCGUACCCCAUGGUACCCCCAGAAGUGAAAGGUGAGAAGAAAUCUAAAAAAGCUACACAGAAGAAAGCAGUUGACACUGUUAAAAAAACAGACAAGGAAAAUAAAAAGGAACACAGAGUGAAAGAACUUGUUAAAUCUGGCAAAGGACACGCCAGUGACGAAACAAAAGUUAAAAAAUUAGUCAGUAUGAAGGAACUUUCUAAACUGAAAGCCUUGAAACCAGGAGCUGUAAAAAUGUCACAGAAUUUGCAGUUAGCAGGUCCAAGUUCAUCUAACAAACCAGGCAAACUUCCAGUAUCAAAAUUAUCUGCAAUUAAAACUGCUGUUCCAGACACUCAGAAAAUCAUGAGACAUGUGUCACCUGUGGCAAAAUUGUCUAAACCAGAAAAAGUGCAUACUGCUACACUUCCACAACUUAAAUUAAAUUCACCAGAAAAAAGUAGGGAACCAACUAUAAUAGAAGGAAAAUUGUCAACAGAACCCGAUAAACAGAAACUCAACAUUUUCAAAAAAAUAUCAAAAGUCAAGGAAGAGAAGGUUGACAGAAUAGAAAAAAUUGAUAGGACUGAAUCUGCAGAUUCAGUUAUGAGAGAUUCACGUGAAAGUUCUCCAAGAUUGAUAAUAGAUGAAUCAGAAAUGAACAGCCGGCAAAGAGAAGCACGAAUGGCCCAGAUAGAUGACUGUAUUGAUGCAGUCAUUCAGCAGGGUAUGGAGAUUGUUAAUGAGGACAAUAAUAGUUCUCACAGUAAAUUAUCAACACCAGGGAAUGAUGUGGCAAGGGGAAACAGUUUGGCAUCUGUAACAAGUCAUCAGCCAGGUUCGGAUGAACUAUAUAUGUAUGACGAUGAUCUUUCACCACCUGGAACUCCAUCGUCUACCCCAAAGACUCCUGAGCUUCCGACACCAUCCCGUAAAGCUGAAAAAAUGCCAGAAGUUAAAGAAAAGAAAAAGAAAAAAGAAAAAUCAAAAACAAAGAAAGAGUCAAAAACAAAAUCUCAGAAAGAGUUGCACAGUCCUAAGAAGCCAAAGAUAGAAUUGAUGGACUUAGACAGUUCAGAGAAACCGAAAACUCCCGAAGCGGAAGAACCAUGUGAAAUAGUUCAGCCACCAGUUUUUCCUUUCUUUUCACAUUUUCCUCCAACACCAGGCCUUAUUCCUCCUCCUCUAGGACAUCCACUUUUCCCAAGGUUUCCUCUCCCCCUUGGAAAAAACUUACCUCAUCCUGCAAUGCCCAAUCUGCCCCUUCCACCACCACUUCUUAUGCAGCCUCCUGCUGAAGAGCCAGAAGAGGAAUCACCGAAGACUCCUGAAAGAUCUUCAAGUCUCUCUUCUUCAGGUCCAGUUCCAGCAAAUGUAAAAGCAGAUUCUCCUGAAAAGGUGCAGAUAUCUAGUCACAUCAUAAAGAAAACCCUUGAAAAGAAAGUGAAAGAGCACCGAAAGGAGAGAAAAGAUAAAGCAAAGAAGAAGAAGGAAAAGAAACUGAAAGCAAAGAAAGAAAAAGGAGAAAAAAGGAAAAUCAAAUUAGAGAAGAAAGAAAAACUCAAAGAGAAGAUCAAAGAAAAGAAAGAAAAGAAAGAAAAACGUAAAGAAAAAGAGAUGCAACCAGAUCAUGCAAAUCCAAGUAAGGUCCCUACACCAAAACCACUCUUGAUGGCUGCUUUCUCUCAUUUCCAGAGAGAGGAAAAAUCAGAAAAACCAGAGAGUGCUGUGCCAAAAAUUACAUUUAAACUUGGGUCAGGAUCUUCGUGUCCUCCGUCACCUGAUGAAAGUCAACACAGGAAGAUUGUGAUAAAAUCUUUCACAAAGAAUCAAGAUGAUGAAGAAGAAGAAGACAGUGAGAAAGAGCAGCAGUGCUCUAGUACAGAAGAACCUGUCAAACGUGAACCUUCUCCUGAACUGGCUCGUAUCUCUGCCCUGAUCACAAGGCCGCCGAAAACCAAGCCUUCAAGUAAGCCCUCUGUUCCAAAGCCAGAAGAAACUAUGGAAUCCACUACCAUUUCCAUUUCUCCUGCAGCAAGCAGUACAUCUUCUGCUGCAUCCUCUCCUGAAAGUCCUCCAACUGUAACAUAUACCAAAUUCAAAAAGAGUCCAAAGUUUAAUCCCAAAUUCAAGGCCAAAGAUGUUACAAGGAAAAUUGGGGCUGAAGUGGAAGAGCAGAAGGAACCAGUAGCAUAUUAUUAUGAUAAUGAUGGCAACAAAGUAUGGAUAUGCCCUGCAUGUGGUGGUCAAGAUGAUGGCAGUCCAAUGAUCGGCUGUGAUGACUGUGAUGCAUGGUAUCACUGGGUAUGUGUGGGCAUUCAAGUUCCUCCAGAUGAAAAUGAAGACUGGUACUGCCGUGUAUGCAUUGUCAGGAAGCAGGAGAAUAUUGUUGACAAAAAGAAGAAAUCUAGAAAGAAAAAAGUUGUCCCAUGAAGUGAAGGUGUGAAGUUUCAGACUGUUUAUGGAUCAGAAGAGAUUGCUCAGCUGGUGAAGAUGAUUUAGAACUAGCAAGUGAACACAAAGCUCAGAAUCUGAGAAUACUCCUCUCUCCUUCCCUCCUCUCACUCUCCCUCUCCCUCUCUCUCCCAUUCCCAUUCCCUCUACCUCUCCCUAUCUAUCCGAGAUACUGAUGUAGACAUUUUUCUAAACAUUCGUGUUGCAGAAAGUUGCAUUUGUGAUUUCUAACAAACCUAUUUGGGUGUAUGUCAGAGUCAUCAUAGGUAACCAAAUAUCCAUUAAGCAUUCAGUGAAAAAAACUAUUUAUGAUACAUGGACCAGAAAUAAUAGUGAUGAUCAGUUAGUGCUUGUUCUGUACAUUUGAUACAAAUGUCAUUACAAAUAUUGUUGAUGAACUGGAUCUCAUAAGCUGGUAAAAAUGAUACUUCUUUAAACUGAAUAAUAGUUUCCCUUAAAGAUGUUGCACAGAGUAUUACAGGCAUACAAACAUUGUUAUUUUUUGUUUCCAAUUCAUUGUUCAUGCAUUCAAAUCCUGCUCUCUCUCUCAGUGCAUGUCUCAACAUUGUGUAAAGAAAUAAUGAUUAGCAUCAUAUUAUUAUUAAAAGUGUGUUGUAAUCUGUGUGUUGGACUGUUUCUCUAACAUGUUGGUACUAUCAAAGUAAUUAAAAUGGGACACUUGAACCAGAGAAAAGCAGGAACAAAACUGUAUGUGACUCUUGUUGUUAAAUUAAUGUGGUAUUGUAAGUGUUUCAUGUGUCUAGGAGAUUGCCUGAGUGAAGUGAAAGGUGACUCUUUUUCUAUGCCAAGCUAGCGUAAGAAAUAUGAAGAUACUUUGCUGUUCCUUAGAAAAUUGUUUCAGUGUCAGUAUUCCUUAAAGUUAAUGGUAACCUCAAGACAAGAUAAUUUUUAAACUUUCCAUUAGAGAGAACUGUGUGUUUUUUGCCCUUAUGAAAGUAUGUGAAUUAAUGAACUACUUCAUGUUUUUCGUGAGUAGAAUGGUGAAUAUCAUGUACAUGUAACUGUAAUUAUGAGUGUCAUAAUAAUGAAAGGUUUGUAAAUUAAUGUAUUUGCAUCUAGUUUUACUGAACUACUUCAUGUUUUUCAUGAGUAGAAUGGUGAUCAUCAUGUACAUGUAACUGUAAUUAUGAGUGUCAUAAUAAUGAAAGGUUUGUAAAUUAAUGUAUUUGCAUCUAAUUUGUUACGUCAGAAUGCAAAACAAACAAAACGUGUUAUUUUGAUUACUCCUUGUGUAAAAUAAUCAAGGAGCUAAUUGUUUAGAAUGCAUUGUGUGUUUGAAAUGGCAAUUAGAUUUUAUACUUAACCCAGUCAUAGUGUCAUUUUUAUAGUGCAAAUCAAAUGAUUUGUGUGUGUGUGUGUGUGUGUGUGUGUGUGUGUGUGUGUGUGUGUGUGUUUUUAACUUAAAUCCUGUUCAUGCAGGAUACAUUGUAGGUACACUGUAAAUAUUAUUCACUUGCGCCCCAAACCUGACAUAUUCUGUAUGAAAGUAUUGAUCUUUGUAUGAACAAUAUUAAUGAUAACUUAAGGUAAUGAGGCUAUUACUGUGAUCAACUGCAUUCAUACUAUAUUUGUGUCUAGCUAUAAACAUAAUUUUUAAAGAUUUACUAUUUUUCUUGACUGCUCUUGGUGAUACUUGUGAAGGAAGCAAGAUGCUGACUGAUAAAUGUUGAAUUUAGAAAAUAUGUAAGUAAUUGAGUAAUUGGCUGAUUUGUCGUAUCAUGAUAUGGCAGUAAAGGUUAUUUUUUCUUAGACUGCCAUGUUCUUUGGGGAAAGUGAAGUAGCAUUUUAUAUUGACGCCUGGGUGUCCUGUUAUCUGUAUACACCAGUUAUGUCAGAUUCCCGCCAUUCUUCUUUCUCAUCUUCCCCUAUGUACUUUCAAGUAAUAUCAUGUUGGUUAAUGAUCAAGUGGUGCUUACAAGAAUAGUCUUAAUAUCAAGUACACUGGCAGUUGUAAGGUUUUACAGUAACACAGAAGGAGUAAUAGACUGACAAAAGCAGAAACUCUCAAGGACAGCCUACAUUGCUGCAUAAAAUUAUAAUAUUUAGUUACCUGUGUAACUUGUAAACAAAAAUAUCAGACUUAAAAAUUUUUACAUGUAAUAUAGAACUGUCUUGUUGCUAACUCUGGAGAAAAGUGGAAAGCUGAGAGAAAGUUUAAAAGGGGUGGCAAUGUACAUGCUUCUUAUGUGUACACGUUUGCAAAUAGUGUGAAUGACAUACUGAGCCUUCAGUAAUGGUUCAAAUGGCUCUAAGCACUAUGGGACUUAACAUCUGAAGUCAUCAGUUCCCUAGAACUUAGAACUACUUAAACCUAAGUAACCUAUGGGCAUCACACACAUCCAUGCCAGAGGCAGGAUUCGAACCUGCGACCAUAGCAGCAGCGCUUAGAACCGUUGGGCCACAGUGGCCAGCACUGAGCCUUUAGCAGAGCCUCUGCACAGCUCUGAUACUCAGUUACAGCAUCCUCCCUCUCCAUACACAAGAACAUUUUUAAUAGUGGAAAUAUUGGUUUUUUGAGAACUAAAAACGCAAACACCGCCCAAAGAGGCCUUGUAGGUCCAACAGUACCAACCAGCCACCAUGUCAUCUUCAGCCCUUAAGUGUCGUCGGAUGCUGAUAUGGAGGGGCAUAUGGCCAGCACACCGUUUUCUUGGCCGUCGUCAGUUUUUGUGACUGGUGCUGCCACUUCUCAAUCAAGAAGCUCCUCAGUUGGCUUCUCAAGAUCUGAGUGCAUCCCACUUGCCAACAGUACUUGUCAGACCUGGGCGGUGCUAGCCAAGCCUGACAGAGCUUAACUUCGGUGAUCUGACAGGAACCGGUGUUAGCACUGGGGCAACACCAUUGGCUUUUUGAGAACUAAGAAGGUUACAAAUUGAGGUACAAAGAUAUAUCCAUUAUAUUUUGUUAUACACGGGUGAACAAAUUACUGUUUAGUAAAAUGAACUUGUAUAUACUCACUUAGCAAGGAAAAUAAUGUGGUAGUUUAUAUGGCGUGGAAGAACAAACCAAUAAGUAGUGCAAAGACAUUGUUGGUAUUGACAUAAGACUUACCAUUGCUCAUGAUUGCGAAGUUAGCAAAUCUUCAGUUCACAUGAUUGCGAAGUUAGCAAAUCUUCAGUUCACACACACACACACACACACACACACACACACACACACACACACACACACACACACACACACACACAUUCAUUGUACAACACAUUUUGAGAUAUUAGUCCAAGGAAGGAAUGAGGAAAAUUAGUGUUUUAACGUUCCGUUGACAACAGGGUCAGUAUGGACAGAGCACAGGCUCAGGGUAGGGAAGGCUGAGGAAGAAAAUGAUGAACAGGGAGUUGCUUUGUUCCUUUUAAAGGAAAGGCAUUUGCUGUAAUGAUUUAGGGAAAUCACGGAAAAUCUAAAUAUGGAUGGCCAUGCAGGGAAUUCAAUUCUAGCCCUUUUGAAUGCACAUCUUCGUAAGUCCAGUGUGUUAACCCUCAUGCUCACUCAGUGUGGUGGUCCAAGAACUUUACUUUUGAAAAAAAAAAUUAAGACAUUUGCUAGGUUCAGUUACAAAUGAAAAUAUAGAAGACUGUUUAUAACACUGAUUAGUCACACCGAGCGAAAUAGCACAGUGGUUAGCACACUGGACUCGCAUUCAUCCUGAUUUAGGUUUUCCAUGAGGUUUGUUCGUAAGAGCACACCACCACUUUCGUUCUCCAUCCUUCCCUGAUCCGAGCUUGUUCUCCGUCUCUAAUGACCUCAUUGUUGAUGAGACGUUAAACACUAAUUUACUCCUCCACAUUGAUUAGUCACACACCAAUACCCAUUUGAAGAAAAUAUUAAAGGUGACUUCGGCUCUCUGGGCAUGUGCUGUUACCAAGUGACUAUUGGGAUUGUGUCACAAUUUCAGCUAUGUCUUUGUUUAUAAAUAACUUUCCGCUACCAGUCAUGAUUUUCCUUUACUCAUAUUUUACAUGACACGUUUCAGGAAAUGACUCCCAUUUUCAAGAGCGUUUUCUCUUUCUACUAUUCAUUUGUUACAUAGUGGAAUAGUACAAAAAGAAAAUACAUUUGAAAAUGAGAAUCAUUUCCCAAAAUACGUUGUGUAAAAUAUGAACAAAAGAAAAUCGUGACUGGUAGCAGGAAAGUUAUUUAUAAACAAGGCCACUGUUUUCACAGUCGCAGCCUUUAAAAGCCUUUAAUAUAUAUAUAUAUAUAAUCAGCUGUUAAGUGUUUUCAUAACCAACACAGUUAGCAAGUUGAAAAGAAUUGCCCAAAAUGAUUACCUGUCCAGUGCAACUUGUAACAUCUAGUUAGCCUUUUGUGUGUCCCAAGAAUGAUAACUGCGGUUCCUUGCCAUGAUGUGGAAUGAGGCAGCAAGUUUUCCCAGUGACAAGAACAGCAAUAUGCUGACCAUUUACAUAGUUGCCUUUUACAUUAAACUUGAGCUUCACUAAUCAAAUACUCAUUGGAUAGAAACUGUUAGUGAUGGAAUGCAAGCUGUAGUCAUAGUAGUUAGUGACAAGUUUCUUGCCUGUAACAAGUAACAGAGCUACUGUGCUGUGCUGUUGGUACUACAUGCUGCUCUGCAGUGCAUAAUUAUCGUGUUAGAGUUGUAUAUUCAUAUGUCCAGUUACCAGGUGUUACUGGUUUAAGCACAGAACCUGUAUUUGUGAUGAAUGUGAUUUGAAUAUCUGUAUUGUCAUCCUGAUUUACAUUCUCCAAGGCUUUCCUAAAUCACUUCAGACAAUUGCCAGUAUGUCUCCUUUAAGAUCAUCAUGGUCAGUGAAAACUGAGUGAAAUAUCUUUUACUGAGCUACUCACAAAUACUUUGAUGCUACUCUAUAUUGCAACUUUGCAUAGAAAUAUGCCCUGAACCAACAUGAAGCAAAAGUUAGAGGUCAUAGAUUCAAAAGUUGAUCUGAACACCAGUGCUUUACUGAGCGUAAUUCUAUUUUUCUUUUCUAUCCUCUAACCUGUGACUUGACUUGCCCAGCCUACAGUUUAAUCAGCAGCGUGUGGUGUACUGAUACUUAUUGUGGUAAGUCUAGCUAUAAAAAACUCAGAGUUUUUAGUUUCUCUUACGACAAUAUUUUUAAUAGAGAAACAAUAAUGGAGGGUGUCUGCACUAGUGUAUCAUGUACAUUUGUGUUACCAAUAGGCUUUUAACCUGUGGAAUUAUCUAAGAUAAUUACAGUAGAGGUCUUAACAUCAGUAAGUAUUUGCACAUACAAAUAUGACCUCCCUCUUUCUCUUUUAUCUGCCUUCAUUACUUGCAACAAUAUUUGUGAGAUACUUUUUUCUCAUUGUACCUCCCAGGUUCAUGUGUCGAACUUAAAAAAUAUUCAGAAAUCUCUUGAAAUUAUGUUCUUAAAUACAGCUAGUAACCAGAUUUAACAAAAAACAAUAACAGCAGCAGCAGUCACAUCUUGCUUCCUUCCUUGUUUUGUCAUUCUGUUUUAUGGUUUAAUUAUAUUGUAGUCUUAAGGUAUAUCAAAUGUAAAUGUCAUAUUAUUCUUGAAUAAGAUAUUAUAUUGGGAGGAAAACAGUCACAAAGGCCAUUGUGGAUUGAUGUGCAAUAUCAAUAUUAAUUUGUUUUUAAAGAAAAGUUUGAGCAUUUCAGCACAAGGCAAACUACCCAUAUAUGAAUAAAUAUUUGCUAGCUGAUGUAAUUGUGUCUGUUUUUACUGUUUUAAAUUUUAUGUGAGCUGUCUGCAAUUGGUUGUGAAUUUUAGUCACUGUUGGAGCUCCAGGUCUCUCUUCUUUAUUGUUUAUUUCUUUCAUGUGGGGACUCGUGUGUGUGUGUGUGUGUGUGUGUGUGUGUGUGUGUGUGUGUGAGAGAGAGAGAGAGAGAGAGAGAGAGAGAGAGAGAGAGAGAGAGAGAAAGAGA